Molecule: messenger RNA, 6242 nt
Organism: Oncorhynchus kisutch (coho salmon)
Lineage: Eukaryota; Metazoa; Chordata; Actinopteri; Salmoniformes; Salmonidae
Product: plexin-A2-like
Exons: 32
Coding region: 495-6215 (1906 amino acids)
Biological process (GO): semaphorin-plexin signaling pathway; regulation of cell migration
Cellular component (GO): semaphorin receptor complex; plasma membrane
Molecular function (GO): semaphorin receptor activity; protein binding
Source: RefSeq, a predicted model, not a curated record
CUGUACGUGAGGUGAAAGUGAACUGAUGAGAGUCCUAUCUUGAAGCCUACCACCGGCAUUGACACACCGAAUUGAAACGUGAACGAGUCUUUUGAAAUGUGGCAACGAGAAAAUUAUUGAUGUUGAAUUAGGGAUGCGAGUUUAGAACACAUGUAGGGCUAAAUUUCCAUUAAUAAAAUGAGAGAUCAGAUAACUGUUCCAGCCUGAUAAAUGAGAAUGAUAAUCGCAUCCUGAAUGUUUUUUUGUUGUCGGCAUAUGGACAUAGCGCGCUGACGGUGCCAUUGUGGGACAUUUUCCAACACCAAAGGAAGGACACUACAUUCAGCAGGUUCUUUAUUCAUUUAGCACACCAGACACAUCAUGACUGAGCCUUUUUACAUUUCAAGGAUGAUGUGAAGACCAUUGUUGAGGAUAUCAACUAGAGUACAGCCUUGUUCAUUCCUGCCCUACAGCACUAGACAUUUUGCCUGGACUUGCCAUCUCUUAGAAGUCCUAUGGGGAUGAGGACGUGUUUGGAUAUAGGAUGCACUUACUGCGGCCGCACUAAGGAGCAGUCAUGGCCCCUGACGUGGUGGCUGUUGGUCAUGAUGUCCAUCUCCCUAGCAAUGGGACAAGGUCAUUCCGUCAACACUUUCCAGUCAGAGAGGAGAGAGUGGACCCUGAACCACCUGACGGUGCACAAGACCACUGGUGUUCUCUAUGUUGGUGCUGUGAACCGGAUCUACAAGCUGUCUGCCAACCUGACACUUCUGGUCUCCCACGACACAGGUCCUGAGUACGACAACAACGCCUGCUACCCUCCUCUUAUAGUGCAGCCCUGCUCAGAGCCCUUGGCAUCCACUGACAACAUUAACAAACUGCUGCUCAUAGACUACUCCCACAACCGCCUGCUGGCCUGUGGCAGCCUCUACCAGGGAGUCUGCAAGCUGAUGCGACAGGACGACCUGUUUAUCCUGGUAGAGCCCACUCACAAGAAAGAGCAUUACCUCUCCAGUGUCAACCAGACAGGCACCAUGUAUGGUGUCAUCGUGCCCUCCUCGCAGGGCCAGGACGGCACCCUGUUCAUUGGCACAGCUGUGGGUGGGAAGCAGGACUAUUUCCCCACCAUCUCCAGCCGUAAGCUGCCCCGCGACCCAGAGUCCUCUGCCAUGCUGGACUAUGAGCUCCACACAGACUUUGUCUCCUCUCUCAUUAAGAUCCCCUCUGACACGCUAGCUCUGGUCCCGCGCUUUGACAUCUACUACAUCUAUGGCUUCGCCAGCGGGAACUUUGUCUACUUCCUGACCGUGCAGCCAGAGACCCCAGAGAAUGGGAUGCCAGCUGGCAGUUCCCCUGGUGACCUGUUCUACACAACCCGCAUCAUACGCCUCUGCAAAGGGGACACAAAGUUCCACUCUUAUGUGUCUUUGCCAGUGGGCUGUGUACAUAAUGGAGAGGAGUAUCGCCUCCUACAGGCUGCCCACCUGUCUAAGGCAGGGAAGGUAUUGGCCAGGUCCUUGAACAUCAGUGCCCAGGAUGACAUCCUCUUUGCUGUGUUCACCAAGGGUCAGAAGCAGUACCACAAGCCUCUGGACAACUCCGCCCUGUGCAUCUUUGCCAUCCGAGACGUCAACGCCCGCAUUAAAGAGCGCCUGCAGUCCUGCUACCAGGGAGAGGGCAACCUGGAAUUGCACUGGCUGCUGGGAAAGGACGUGCAGUGCACCAAGGCGCCUGUGCCUAUCGAUGAUCACUUCUGUGGGCUGGAUAUCAACCAGCCCCUUGGGGGCUCCCAGCUGGUAGCUGGCCUGACGGUGUAUACUGAGACCAGAGACAGGCUGACCUCUGUCAUCUCCUACGUCUAUAAUGGCUACAGCGUGGCCUUUAUCGGAACCAGGAGUGGCAGACUGAAGAAGGUCCGAGUGGAUGGGUCUCCUGAGGGCGGGGGGCAGUAUGAGACCCUGACCGUGAUGACAGAAGGUGGUCCUAUCCUCCGAGACAUGGCCUUCUCUCUGGACUGCAACUCUCUCUACAUCAUGUCUGACAAUCAGGUGACCCAGGUCCCAGUGGAGGCCUGUGAGCAGUAUGGGACCUGUGGAGAGUGUCUGAGCUCUGAGGAUCCUCACUGCGGCUGGUGUGUCCUGCUCAACAUGUGUGCCAGAAGAGACCAAUGCCAGAGAGCAGAGGAGCCCUUCCGCUUCGCCACUGAUAUCGAACGUUGUGUGAAAGUUAUCGCUCACCCAGACAGCAUUGCCGUGUCAGCACACAGUGUGCCUCUUGUGCUGGAGGUGAGCAAUGUACCUGACCUCUCAACUGGGAUCACCUGUUUAUUUGGAGAGCAGACCGAGGUGGAGGGCCAUGUCAAUGGCAACAGAGUCAUGUGCCUGUCCCCAUCUGGCAAAGAGGUCCCACACAUACCUGAAGGACAAGACUGGUUGGGUGUUGCGCUGCGUCUGAACUCUAAGGAGACAGGUCAAAUGCUGGGCAGUACAGAGGUCAAGUUCUAUAACUGCAGCGUGCAUCACACGUGUCUGUCCUGUGUGAACAGUACCUUCCGCUGCCACUGGUGUAAAUAUCGCAACCUGUGUACCCACAAUCCUUUCAGCUGCUCCUUUCAGGAGGGCCGGGUCAACGCCUCAGAGGACUGCCCCCAGCUGCUGCACUCUGGGGAGAUCCUGAUCCCAGCAGGGGAGGUGAGACCCAUCACCCUGAGGGCCCGGAACCUCCCACAGCCCCAGUCUGGCCAGCGGGGGUACGAGUGUGUGCUCCACGUCCAGGGAACCAACCACCGUGUCACCGCCCUGCGCUUCAACAGCUCCAGUGUGCAGUGCCAGAACAGCUCGUACAUAUAUGAGGGUGUGAGGAUCAGUGACCUGGCAGUGGACCUCUCCAUCAUUUGGAAUGGCAAUUUCAUCAUCGACAAUCCAGAUAAGAUUAAAGUGCACCUGUAUAAGUGUGGUGCCCAGAGGGACAGCUGUGGCAUGUGUCUGCGGGCUGAGAGGAAGUUCCAGUGUGGCUGGUGCAGUGGAGAAGGCCGUUGCACCAUGAGGCAGCACUGCCUGCCCAUCAGCCCCUACGCCAGCCGCUGGCUCGACGUGUCCACCAGGAACGUUAAGUGUACCAACCCACGCAUAACUGAGGUGAGCCCAGUGGCAGGGCCUCCAGAAGGGGGAACACUGGUCACCAUCCAGGGCCUGAACUUGGGCCUGUCCUUCUCUGAGCUGGUUGGCAAUGUGGAGGUGGCAGGGGUUCAGUGUACCCCACAGGAAGAGGGCUACAUCACUGCAGAACAGAUUGUGUGUAAAAUGGCCUCUACGUCUCAGGGAAGUGCACCUGGUCCAGUCCAGCUGUGUGUUGGUGAAUGUAGACCAGAACUACGAACUCAGUCCUCCCAGCUCUACUCCUUUGAGACCCCUACCAUGGUGGGACUGACCCCUGGCCGAGGGCCUGAGUCUGGGGGCACUAAGGUCACCAUCGUGGGGGAGAACUUGGGUGCUGGGAGCAGUGUGAACGUUACCUUUGGAAACCAGACUUGUGAGCUGUACAGGCGGACCAUGUCGGAGAUCGUGUGUUUCUCGGCACCCUCUGUGACGGGCGCCUCCCUGGUGCAGGUCAGUCUCAGUGUAGAUCUGGCCAUGGUGCCAGGAAGCCUGGGCUUUGAGUACAUCGAGGAUCCCACAGUCCAGCGCAUCGAGCCAGAGUGGAGCAUCACUAGUGGACACACUACCCUGAUGGUGACUGGGACCAACCUGGAUGUGGUGCAGGAGCCGAGGGUCAGGGUCAAGUACGCCGGCCACGAGUCUGUCAAUGUGUGUAAGGUGCUCAACACCACCACGAUAAUCUGCUUCGCUCCCUCCCUGAAGGCAGAGUACACACUGGAGCAGGAGUCAGUGAAACACGUGGAAGAGUUUGGUUUUGUUUUCAACAAUGUGCAGGCCCUGCUCACCUACAACAGUACAAGCUUCAUCUACUACCCCAACCCUUACCUGGAGCCCCUCAGCUUGUCUGGGGUGCUGGAGCAGAAACCUGGCUCCCCCAUCAUACUCAAGGGGCGCAACCUGGUGCCCUCAGCAUCUGGAGGGGCCAGGCUGAACUACACUGUGCUGAUCGGGGACACACCCUGCUCCCUCACCGUCUCUGACACACAGCUCCUCUGUGAGCCCCCAAACCUCACAGGCCAGCACAAAGUCCUGGUCCAGGUGGGUGGUCUCCACAUCUCUCCUGGUGCAGUCCACAUCCGCUCAGACAGCCUGCUCACCCUCCCCGCCAUCUUCAGCAUCACGGCUGGAGGAGGCCUGCUGCUCAUCAUCGUCUUCAUUGUCCUAUUGGCCUACAGACGAAAGUCGCACGAGAAUGACCUCACUCUCAAACGCCUGCAGAUGCAGAUGGACACCCUGGAGUCUCGGGUGGCUCUGGAGUGCAAGGAAGCGUUCGCUGAGCUGCAGACUGACAUCAACGAGCUGACCAGUGACCUGGACAGGGCUGGGAUCCCCCACCUGGACUACCGCACCUAUACCAUGAGGGUCCUCUUCCCUGGCAUUGAUGACCAUCCUGUACUCAGGGAGCUGGAGGUGUCUGGAAGCGGGCAGCAGGGUAUGGAGAAGGCCCUGAAGCAGUUUGCCCAGCUGGUGAAUAACAAGGUGUUCCUGCUGAUCUUUAUCCGUACUCUGGAGCUCCAGCGUUCCUUCUCCAUGCGUGACCGUGGCUACGUGGCCUCGCUCAUCAUGACUGCACUGCAGGGACGUCUGGAGUACGCCACCGACGUGCUCAAACACCUCCUCUCUGACCUCAUCGAGCGCAACCUGGAGAGCAAGAACCACCCCAAACUACUGCUGCGCAGAACUGAGUCAGUUGCAGAGAAGAUGCUGACAAAUUGGUUUGCCUUCCUACUUCACAAAUUCCUUAAGGAAUGUGCAGGUGAGCCUCUCUUCAUGCUGUACUGUGCCAUCAAGCAGCAGAUGGAGAAGGGACCUAUAGACUGUAUCACCGGGGAGGCGCGCUACUCCCUCAGUGAAGACAAACUCAUCCGCCAACAGAUUGAAUACAAGACCCUGACUCUGAGCUGUGUAAACCCAGACAAUGAGAACAGCCCUGAGAUCCCUGUCAAGGCGCUCAAUUGUGACACCAUCACCCAGGUGAAGGAGAAGAUCCUGGAUGCUGUCUGUAGGAACAUGCACUUCUCCCAGAGGCCCCGCGCUGCAGACAUGGACCUCGAAUGGCGCCAGGGGAGGACGGCACGCGUGGUCCUGCAGGAUGAAGACAUCACCACUAAGAUUGAAGGCGAUUGGAAAAGACUCAACACCCUCAUGCACUACCAGGUGUCAGACCGCUGUGUGGUGGCCCUGGUGCCCAAGCAGAUGUCCUCUUACAACCUGCCCUCCUCAGCCAGCUUCCCACGCAGCAUUAGCCGAUACGAUGUACCGUUCCGCUCCAACCCCACCAGCCCUGACAGCCCUCACUCCCGUAUGCCCAUGCUCACCCCGGACAUGGAGAGCGGGGUGAAGGUGUGGCACCUGGUCAAGAACCACGACCACGGGGACCAGAAGGAGGGCGAACGCGGCUCCAAGAUGGUGUCAGAGAUCUACCUGACCAGGCUACUGGCUACUAAGGGUACGCUGCAGAAGUUUGUGGAUGACCUGUUUGAGACGUUGUUCAGCACCGUCUGCUGGGGUAGUGCUCUGCCACUCGCCAUCAAGUACAUGUUUGACUUCCUGGACGAGCAGGCUGACAAGCACGGCAUCCAUGACAUGGACGUUCGCCACACAUGGAAAAGCAACUGCCUGCCUCUGCGCUUCUGGGUGAAUGUGAUCAAGAACCCUCAGUUUGUGUUUGACAUCCACAAGAGCAGCAUCACAGAUGCCUGUCUGUCUGUUGUGGCGCAGACCUUCAUGGACUCCUGCUCUACCUCAGAGCAUCGCCUGGGCAAGGACUCACCCUCCACCAAGCUACUCUACGCCAAGGACAUCCCCCACUACAAGAGCUGGGUAGAGAGGUACUACGCAGACAUAAACCGCUUGCCUGCCAUCAGCGACCAGGACAUGAAUGCCUACCUGGCCGAGCAGGCCCGCCUUCACUCCAAUGAGUUCAAUGUGCUCAGUGCCCUUCACGAGAUCUACGCCUACGUCAGCAAGUACAGCCAAGAGAUCAUUGAGGCCCUGGAGCAGGAUGAGCAGGCCCAGAAGCAGCGGCUGGCCUACAAGGUGGAGCAGAUCAUCGCAGCCAUGUCUGUGGAGAGCUGAGACAGACAUACAGAUGUAUGUACUCAG